AUACACUGAAGACAGACUGCAGAGAUUGCACUUCAGAAGUGGCUGUUGAUUAUGUGCUUGAUAUUAUCACUGAGAUAUCUUUUUGUAUUUUUCUGCCGGGGAUGGGCCAGAUUGGGAAGGGCGAUAUGAGGGUGAGACUUGAUGUUAGUGUUUUGAAACAUCAAAGAUGGACAGGGUUUUCGCAGAGGUCACUCCUCAGAUAUCUUCACAACUACAGAUCAGGGAUCUUCCAAAAUCAAGAAGAUUGGUGCAUAUGGCUAGGUCUCUUCACCUUACAAUUUGUAUGGCAAUUUGGCCCGGGGUUGUGGUGUGAUAGGGGAGAAUGAGGGAUAAUC
Messenger RNA from Blastomyces dermatitidis ER-3, 335 nucleotides. RefSeq lists its product as uncharacterized. The transcript has a single exon. The annotation marks the transcript as partial. NCBI's taxonomy places the organism in Eukaryota, Fungi, Ascomycota, Eurotiomycetes, Onygenales, Ajellomycetaceae. The record is from RefSeq and is a predicted model, not a curated record.